This is a messenger RNA of Peromyscus maniculatus bairdii (prairie deer mouse), 2691 nucleotides long. The record is from RefSeq and is a predicted model, not a curated record. Lineage: Eukaryota; Metazoa; Chordata; Mammalia; Rodentia; Cricetidae.
AUGUUUUGGAGCCCCACCCUUCACAGCAGUGGGAAAACAAAAGCCACUUGCCUAGAAAGAGCAGUUCCUGAUUUUGCAAGGACUGCCUGUAUAACAUACUCUCGACAAGGAGGCACCAUACUGCACAGGCAAUAUACUUUGUGUCUGUUCCUUUUGCAAGAGGACGAACCAUCUGCAAACUUUUGGCAACUGGAAGAGGCUAUGAUCCCAAACCUCACAUUUCUGCUUUGUCUUGGACUGAGUCUGGGCCCCAGGAACCAAGUGUUGGCAGGGGGCCUCUCCAAACCCACACUCAGAGCUGUGCCAAGUAAUGUGGUAACCACUGGGGAGAAGGUAACUCUAAUUUGUGAAGGCCCCUUAGAUGCCCAGGAAUACAAGCUCUAUAAAGAAGGAAAUCCAGAUUUCCAGAUACCAACAGCUUAUGAAGACAUUGAAAAAAAUAACAAGAUCAUUAUCUCCUCCAUUAGCAGUCAGGAUGCAGGCCAAUAUCAGUGUUAUUAUAAACACCCUAAUGGCACAUCAGAACACAGUGACACCCUGGAGCUCUUGGUGACAGGAGUCUACUCCAGCAAAGUCACCCUUUCAUCCCUGCCCAGCCCUGUGGUGACCUCAGGAGGUGAUGUGACUCUUCAGUGCUCCUCACAAGAGGAAUACAACAGUUUCAUUCUAAUGAAGGAAGAUCAAAAAUUUUCUAGUGCCAUGGCCUCACAGGACACAUACACUGGUAUAUUCCAGGCCCUGUUCACAGUGGGUCCUGUGACUCCACAACAGAGAUGGAGAUUCACAUGCUAUGGCUAUUACCUGAACAGCUUACAGCUGUGGUCAGUACCCAGUAACAGCCUAGAACUCCUGGUCUCAGGGUCCCUCCACAAACCCAACAUCUGGGCUGAGCCAGGCACUCUGAUCACAUUAGGGAGUCCUGUCACCAUCUGGUGUGAGGGGACCAGAGAAACCAAAAUAUAUGUGCUACAUAAACAGGGAAGUCCAGAACCCUGGGACAGACAGACCCAAAGGGAUCUCAACAAUAAGGCAAAAUUCACUAUCCCUUCUGUGACAAAAAUGCAUGCAGGGAAUUUUCACUGUUACUGUUACAACUCUGCUGGGUGGUCACAAAACAGUGAUACCUUGGAGCUGGUGGUGACAGGAGUCUAUCCCAGCAAAGUCUCCUUGUCAGCCCAGUAUAGCCCUGUGGUGACCUCAGGAGGGUAUGUGACCCUUAAGUGUUUCUCACAGCAUGGAUAUAACAGGUUCAUUCUAAUUAUGGAAGAUGAGAAAUUCUCCAGGCCCAUGGAAUCACAGUAUACAUACUACAGGGACUUCUGGGCGCUGUUCAAAGUGGGUCCUGUGAAUCCCCAAAAGAGAUGGAUUUUCACAUGCUAUGGCUGUUACUGGAACAGCCCUCAGCUGUGGUCAGUACCCAGUAACCAUCUAGAGCUCCUAAUCUCAGGGACCCUCCACAAACCCACCAUCUGGGCUGAUCCAGGCACUCUGAUCAACUUAGGGAGUCCUGUCACCAUCUGGUGUGAGGGGACCAGAGAAACCCAAAUGUAUGUGCUACGUAAAGAGGGAAGUCCAGAACCCUGGGGCAGACAGACCCAAAGGGAUCACAACAAUAAGGCAAAAUUCACCAUCCCAUCUGUGACAACACUGCAUGCAGGGAAAUAUCACUGUUAUUCUUACAACUCUGCUGGGUGGUCAGAGCGCAGUGAUACCCUGGAGCUGGUGGUGACAGGAACCCUCAAAAAACCCAGCAUCUCGGCUGAGCCAGGCUCUGUGAUCACCUUAGGGAAUCCUGUGACAAUCUGGUGUGAGGGAACAAUGGAAACUCAAAUAUAUUUCCUGUAUAAAGAAGGAAGCCCAGCACCCUGGGAAAGAUUGACUGUACCAGUGCCUGAUCACAGGGUCAAGUUUUUCAUCCCAUUCAUGGGAGAAAAUAAUGCAGGGCGAUAUCGUUGUUACUGUUUUAACUCUGCUGGGUGGACACAACACAGUGACUCCAUGGAGCUGGUGGUGACAGGUGUCUACAACAAACCAACCCUGUCUGCACUGCCAAAACCUGUUGUAACCUUAGGAGGAUCUGUGACCCUUUCAUGUACCUCAAAUCAGACAUAUGAUGGGUUCGUUUUAAUUAAGGACAAGCAGUUCUACAGCUCCAUGGACUCACAAUAUGUAUAUACUGAUCAGUCUUCAGCUAGAUUCCAAGUGGGUCCCAUCACACUCAGUGAAAGAUGGAGUUUCAGAUGCUAUGGCUAUCACACAAGCAAGCCUCAAGUGUGGUCCGAAGGGAGUGACAUCUUGGAGCUUUUAGUCACAGGAACCCUCAAGAAACCCAACAUCUGGGCUGAGCCAGGCUCUGUGAUCACCUUAGGGAAUCCUGUGACAAUCUGGUGUGAGGGAACAAUGGAAACCCAAAUAUAUUUCCUGUAUAAAGAAGGAAGCCCAGCAGCCUGGGACAGAUUAACUGCACCAGUGCCUGAUCACAGGGCCAAGUUUUUAAUCCCAACCAUGAGGGCUUAUAAUGCAGGACGAUAUCGCUGUUACUGUUAUAACUCUGCUGGGUGGACACAGCAGAGUGAUGCUGUGGAGCUGGUGGUGACAGAUCUGUGGACACUAAGGGUCACAGUCUUCACAUUUUCCUGUGGGGACCCUGAGAGCUCUGCUGCUGGCAAGGGGAUGGCCCACAUGAUGUAA